Perkinsus marinus ATCC 50983 is the source of this 1623-nucleotide messenger RNA. RefSeq lists its product as hypothetical. The record is from RefSeq and is a predicted model, not a curated record. The transcript has 3 exons. Bases 1 to 1599 code for a protein of 532 amino acids. Gene Ontology annotation, biological process: lipid metabolic process. NCBI's taxonomy places the organism in Eukaryota, Perkinsozoa, Perkinsida, Perkinsidae.
AUGGCCGACUUCACUCGUUUAGCAUCUGCCAUAGCAAGCCUGUCGAGAGUCUGUAAGAUGAGGACCUUCUGUGAUGAAUCAGGAAAGGAGAGUUCAGUUGAUGAUAACUUGAAACACAUCGCAGCCGAAUUACAAUCAGAAAGCGAGUGGUUGUCCGAUAAGGCUUCUGAGCUUAGCCGCCAGGCUUGGGAAAUGUCAGGAGGCCAGGCAGGAGGGAGUUUUGAAGAUAAGCGAUUCGAUCAAGCGUUACGAGCAGCCGAAUCAGCGAGACGGGCUGCUGAGGCUGCGCGCCUUGCUGCUGGAUCAGUAAAAGCGGCUGCCAGAAGUCAGUGGGAGGGAGUCGGCGCUACCGCUCGUGCUGUUGUUGAGAGUGCUCGACACAAGGCUGCUCGAGCUAAGGAACGUCAAAGAGAAGCUCAGGUGAAUAUCGAUAUGGUCCAAAGAGUAUGGCGGAGGAUUGCUGAUUGUGGUAGGCUAGCAGCCACUUCACAUGGUUCAGAUAAGCCAAGACCACCACAAGAGGUUAUGGCCGAUUUUCUCGAUAUGUGUCGUUCACGACCGUUAGACAUGCCCAACUGGGACUCUAAUAAAUUCGGCCGUAAAGUGGUGGACAUCGACGUCGCUGCAGCUAUGAGCUCUCUUGCUUAUGCUGAGGCUGCUUAUGAUACUAUCAAUACUGGGGAGAUGACUCGGGAUGAGUUCGAGGAGGAGCAACUAGCGGAAAAUGAGAGACCGCCAAGUUCUAUCUUCAUAAUGUGUCCUGAUCUUACUAAGAUAUUUUAUAUGUCACCUGAGGGGAAGUUCGAAGUUACAGAUCCUUUGAAGCCUCGUUUUAUCGUUGCCCUUCGUAAUGAUGGUACAGUUGUUCUCGCCAUACGUGGUACUGCUACACUGGCUGAUGCUAUCACUGAUAUGCUCUGUGAUGAUGUUAAUGUAGUACAUAGUAAUGAUCAUGAUACUGGAUCGAAUAGUCUUCGUGUCCACAGAGGCAUAAACGCUGGCGCCGUGUGGGUGGUCCAGAAUGCUAUGCCGUACAUUAGAAAGGCUCUAUCUUCUGGAGCAAGCAAUGGACGUCUCCUUAUCACUGGUCACUCCCUAGGUGGUGGUGUUGCACUAGUGGCAGGCAUAUUAAUAGCACCAGAGUUGAGUCCUCGAGUAUGGGUAGAGUCGAUAGCCUUUGGUCCCCCUCCUGUUCUAUCUGAUACUCUACAAAGCCGUGGAUGGCGACGAUCUGGCUCCUUACCAUGGAAUCUAAGCUUGAAGUCUUAUGUCAAUGAUGGGGAUGUUAUCAGUCGAACUUGUAUGUAUUCUUUAGAAUAUCUAUUUGGUGGCUGGGGUGAGUCCACAAGCCAUCUAUUAGCUGAUUAUGAGUGGUCAACUCCUUUGGUUAUACCCGGUAAGGUGUAUGUGAUCGGUACAGAUCCCUCACAUCCUGGUAAGGCUAUCCUCACCAAUGGUAUGGAUCCUACACUUGGGGAGUCCUCUCUGGUUGACUUCUUCUGUGAGAUUGCUCGAGCUGAUCGUCCGAUGAUCCCCAAGGCUGGAUAUGCUCAUUUGAUCGAUAGCUAUAAGACAGCUUUAUUAGGGGAAGUAAGUUGAGUCCGUUGAGACUACUUGUUUCAC